Messenger RNA from Oncorhynchus gorbuscha (pink salmon), 1435 nucleotides. Its product is annotated as galanin receptor type 1-like. The record is from RefSeq and is a predicted model, not a curated record. Gene Ontology annotation, molecular function: G protein-coupled peptide receptor activity. Lineage: Eukaryota; Metazoa; Chordata; Actinopteri; Salmoniformes; Salmonidae. The annotation marks the transcript as partial. The transcript has 2 exons. Gene Ontology annotation, cellular component: membrane. Gene Ontology annotation, biological process: neuropeptide signaling pathway.
CAUGGUAGAGGUUGUCAACCUGUAGGUAACCUGUUUACAAUAGCAAUAAGGCACCUUCACGGGUUUGUGGUAUAUGGCCAAUAUACUACGGCUAAGGGCUGUGUUCAGGCACCCCGCGUUGCGUAGUGCUUAUGAACAGUCCAUAGCCGUGGUAUAUUGGCCAUAUACCACACCCACUCGUUUCUUAUUGCUUAAUUAUACCAUUAAGGUUUUAGUACGUUUUUUUUUUUUUUUUUACAGCAGAAGGAACCAGCGCUGAAAUGUCUCCGUGUUCAUGUUACUAUAAGGAGCUCCGAGAGGUUUUGGACAACACAUGGUUUCAUUUUACCGCUUCAUGACCGCCUGGGUUAGCCUAUACUGUAUCUGUCAUAGCCAGGCUACCGUUAGUGUGUUCCGUCGAAGACGCGCAUCGGGAGACCAAGCCUCCUUUCACUUGUUGUAAAGCGGCUUUUCUCACAAGUGGAUAAACGCAUAACAAUUUCCUCCAAACGAUGCGUAAAAGUAGCCUAAACCCAAAACAUCUGGAACUUGACACAGCAGUGUUACUGGACUGAGUGUGAUACAUAGACCAGAUUGUAUACCAUGCGAGGCUCUGGACAAAAUCCCCACUUUCUCCGGAGAUAGCAACGCUGUUAUUUCUUAAACUCCUGGAACGUCUGGACGAGGACGCCGCGGCGGUGUGAGAGAGAAAACCAUGCUGCUGCCGGGCAACGAAACGGGCUACGUCUGGACCGAGUUAUUAAACACCGGCAACCUGACGGCGUGUGCCGGUGAAGAAGACCACGGUGGUCCGGAGGCGGUGAUUGUUCCGGUGAUUUUUGGAUGUAUAUUUUUCCUGGGUGUCGUCGGGAACUCUCUAGUGAUGAUAGUAAUCGGGAAAAUCAAGGCCCGGCGCAACAGAAGUACGACAAACAUUUUCAUCCUCAAUUUAAGUAUCGCGGAUCUAUUGUUUUUGCUAUUUUGUGUCCCGUUCCAGGCUACUAUAUACUCCCUACCUGAGUGGAUAUUUGGAGCCUUUUUAUGUAAAUGUGUUCACUAUUUAGUGAUGGUGUGUAUGCUGGUGAGCAUCUUCACGCUUGUUGCCAUGUCAGUGGACAGGUACAUAGCUGUUGUACACUCCAAAAAGUCCCCCUGCAUUCGCAACAGGAGGAAUGCCCUCAUAGGGGUCUGUGUGAUUUGGGCACUAUCGUUCAUAUUCUCUAUACCAGUGGCGCAACACCAGAUACUUACUGACCACCCGGAAGCGCCGAACAGUUCGUUCUGCUGGGAAGCGUGGUACGCAAGCGCUUCCAAACACACCUACAAAGUCACUAUUUUAGUCAUUGGCUAUCUGUUGCCGUUGGGGUUGAUCAUAUGCUGCUAUGCGAAGGUGUUAUUCCAUCUCCACAAGAAGAUGAAGAAUAUGUCCAAGAAAUCAGAACGCUCAAAAAGAAAG